This is a messenger RNA of Setaria italica (foxtail millet), 820 nucleotides long. RefSeq lists its product as uncharacterized. Gene Ontology annotation, molecular function: enzyme inhibitor activity. The record is from RefSeq and is a predicted model, not a curated record. The transcript has a single exon. Bases 111 to 653 code for a protein of 180 amino acids. Lineage: Eukaryota; Viridiplantae; Streptophyta; Magnoliopsida; Poales; Poaceae.
GACCUAAUUAAUCCAGCAGCCUAUGUGAUGUGUCGUAGAACACCACGCCAAGGGUGAAGACGAGCUAUCGAUUUAGGUCAUCUACCCACAGCAAAAGGAAAUCCACCAAGAUGACGAGGACCUCACUUCUCGCCGCGCCUCUCAUCCUCGCCCUCGCCGUCGCGCUCUGCUUCGACGUCGUGGCCGCCGACGCCGUCGCCGACUCGUGCGACGCGAUCCGCGACUUCGUCGACGUGUCCUUCUGCGCGGCCCGGCUGCGGGCCGUCCCGGGGGCGGCCGCCGCGGACCGGCACGGCCACCUCCUCAUGGCCGCGUACCUGGCCGCGGCGAGCGGGGCCAAGGCCGGCCGGGACGCGGCCGCCGCGGCUGCGGCGGGCGGCGGGCGCGAGGACCCGGCCGCGCGGGACGCGCUGCGGGCGUGCGCGUUCCUGUACGGCGCGGCGUCGGUGCCGGCGCUGCGGCUCAUGCGCGGGUACGCGGCGGCGCGGAGCUGGGGCGCCGCGCGGUCGCUGCUGCUGCUCGCGGGGAAGGCCGGCAUCGGGUGCGACGCCGCGAUCGCGGGCACCGCGGCGGCCGCCGCGGGAGGGAUGGCGGCGGCCAACCGCGAGUUCAAACAGCUCUCCUCCAUGGCCACCGCGCUCAUCAACAACUAGGUAGCCGGCCGGCCGCCACGGCGGGGCGCCCUGCUGUUGCAUGAAUGCAUACACGAGCAACGUGCUGAAGUGGCAUUAUUAAUUUUUCCUUGUUACAUGGGUUGGAUUUUCAGUAAUGGAUCAAUAAUGUAAUCGCUUAUGAAUAGUGAUGAACAAUUGACAUGGCA